AUGGAGGUACUAGACGUCGGGAAUAAUGAAUACGGAGUAAUCAAGGCCGUUGAAUACGGUGUACGGAGAAUUACUUCGUACGGAAUACAGAAAAAAAAACGUGGCCAUGGCGUGGCGUGGCGUGGCGAGCAUCAAUUCCCUCAUCAGGCAGGUAGCUGCCAAUUCUCUAGCCUAGCUAGGAAAUGCAGUAAGGUAGCGUCAAUAACUGCUCAAAGAAGAAAAAGGCUUGCGCUAAGCGAUGGGAUCGACGUCCUGCCUACCGAGACAGGCAAGGGUGUGGCCAUUGCUCCCAGCCGGACGGAAUUAGGGCUUGACGGACCUGGUCGAUCAGCCAUAGAAUUCCAUUCAGCAGAACAAUCCCUAUUUUUUGGCAGGGAUGACGGUCAUUGCGCGAGGGUUCAGGUUCGAUGGAUCCAAAAGAAUAAAAAUGUCACCCAGAAAAGCCCUGAAUCCGGUAUAAAGAAUGAAAGUAACAAGAGAAGCAGACUAAUAGGUAAACCGGAAGCUGGGAUGAUUAUCACCCAGAUUGUCGACUUCGUCCGGCGGCAAACGAAGCCUGUAAUCCCUCUUGCCCUCAUCACGCAUCUUGUUCUCCCACCACAGCCCCAGCCCCGUCAGCACCAUGACGACGCCCGCCGCGACGAUGAGGGCCAGGCCAACCGAGUACGCCCGCGUGUAGGCCGGGGCCUCGCUGGGGACGAAGGUCAGCGACGGCACGAGGGCGCCGGCAUUGCCCAGGCCGAUCUGGGCGGCGCUCGCCCACGCCCGCUUGUAAUGGCCGGCCAUGUUGUUGCUCAGCCAGGUCCACAGCGUCGGCAGCACCAUGAAGCAGCCGCCGUUGAACAGGAACAGGGCGCCGUACUGCGCGCGGGCAGAGAUGACGUCCUGCUUCAGCAGCAUCGCGUAUCCGCACACGCAGAGCACCUCCGCCAGGAAGCAGAACACGAAGCGGUUGCGCAGGCGAUCCGACAGCACGGCCGCCAGCCAUGCCAGCGCCGCCGCCACGACGUAGAUGGGGAUGGUGUAUGCCUGCGCGGCGGCGUUGGUGUAGCCGAGCCGGGCGAUGAUCGUGGGCACGAAGGCCGUCGCGUUGGACGACGCCGACACGGCAAAGUAGAUGACAAUGGCGCUGUAGAUCUUCCAGUCGGUGAGGAUGCGCCGAAGCGCCUUGCCGUCCAGCCGGUCCAUGCGCGCGCGUCCGCCGUCUUCGACAAUCUGGCGCGCCAGGAGCAGUUUCUUCUCGCGCGAAGAGAGCCAUCGCGCCUGGCUGGGCCAGUCGGUGAUGACGAAGAGCAGGAUGAUCGACAGGCCGAUCGUCACGAUGCCUUCGAUGAUGUAGAUCCACCGCCACGAGUGCAACCCUCCGACGACCUGGAGAUUGCCGAUGCCACGGCGCCUGAGAAUUCACUACACAUACCUGGCACCAAACCCGCCUCGAACAAGCCCAGAAACACGCGCAGCACGAUCAGCCCCGGAUACGUACUGACCAGCCCCUGGCCCAGCGUCAUAAACCCCCAGCAGAGACUCAUCCCGCCGAGCCAGAAGCGCGGCCGCACAUGCUUGAGGACCAGGUUACUCGGGAUCUCGAAGAAGAUGUACGGCGCGAUUCUGGACCAGCAGGGCGACGUUGUAGUCGUUUCCCGCCAUGCCCAGGUCCUUUUCGAGGCCCUGCAACUUGGCAUAGCCGAUGUUAACGCGGUCGAUGAAGGCUCAGAAGAAGAUGACGCCGACGGGAAGGAUGACCGUGCAGCGUCAUCUUCUGCUCCCGUUCCAACGGACACAAACUGUACGAAUACAAUACACCAUCCCCAAGAAUACAUCAUGAUACUGACGGCUACAGACACCUGGAGCGCCGGCAACCACUGGACAACCACCGAGCUGAACACAGGCUUCAUCUGCGCCAGCAUCCCAGUCCUCAAGGCCCCAUUCACGCACAUCCUCCGCCGUCUGGACAUCCGCUCAGGAGAGUCCUAUGGCUAUGGAUACGAAUACGGCCACUCGAAGCGCAAGUCGUACGGCUUCGACAAAUCCACAACGAGCAGACACCGGUUUUCGAUCAGACACCACCACACCGGUACUGCCGCCGGCGGCGGCACUGCCGACAAAACGCAUUCAGGCAGCAGUGAGGAGUACAUCAUCGAUAAGGACAAUGCCAAUGGCAAUGGCUGGCCGUUAGCGGAUGGGGCAUUACGAAGACGACGAGUAUUGGCGUGA
Messenger RNA from Rasamsonia emersonii CBS 393.64, 2214 nucleotides. RefSeq lists its product as uncharacterized. The record is from RefSeq and is a predicted model, not a curated record. The coding region runs from base 1 to 2214 and encodes 737 amino acids. The transcript is spliced from 8 exons. NCBI's taxonomy places the organism in Eukaryota, Fungi, Ascomycota, Eurotiomycetes, Eurotiales, Trichocomaceae.